Molecule: messenger RNA, 2204 nt
Organism: Danio aesculapii
Lineage: Eukaryota; Metazoa; Chordata; Actinopteri; Cypriniformes; Danionidae
Gene: entpd2a.1
Product: ectonucleoside triphosphate diphosphohydrolase 2a, tandem duplicate 1
Exons: 9
Coding region: 86-1594 (502 amino acids)
Biological process (GO): nucleoside diphosphate catabolic process
Cellular component (GO): plasma membrane
Molecular function (GO): UDP phosphatase activity; GDP phosphatase activity
Source: RefSeq, a predicted model, not a curated record
CACACGUCACGGCAGUAUAUAGGCUACCAGACGCUCCAGCGAAUGUCGUCGCUGUCAUUUGCCUUGUCUGGAUCUCGUGGUGAAGAUGGUAUCCACGGGCAACCGGCAGCAAUGCCAGAUCAUUACUGCCACCGCGGCUCUCUUUCUGGCAGUCGCUGGGAUUCUUCUGCUCGUCCUGCCCUCUGAAGACAUCAAAGGGUCAACAGGUUUUAUGUAUGGAAUAGUUCUGGAUGCCGGAUCCUCACAUACGUCCAUGUUCAUCUACAAAUGGCCAGCAGAUAAGCAGAACGGCACUGGCAUUGUCAGUCAGCACAGCGAGUGCCAUGCAAAGGGAGGUGGGAUCUCAAGUUAUGCUGGUGACAAAGGAGGAGCAGCUCGAAGCCUUAAGGAAUGCAUGGAUAAAGCCAUGAGGGAGAUCCCAACAGUUAGACACAAACACACUCCUCUGUAUCUCGGGGCCACAGCUGGCAUGAGACUACUGAAUAUUUCUAAACCCAAAGAGUCAGCUGAGGUUUUGACGGAAGUGGAAGAAAAACUAAAGCGCUACCCGUUCAGCUUUAAAGGAGCCUCCAUCUUAACUGGACAAGAGGAGGGAGCGUAUGGAUGGAUCACAGUCAACUACCUGCUGGAGAACUACAUUAAGUAUGGUUUUGUGGGUCGAUGGAUUUCCCCAGGCAGAGAUACAGUUGGUGCCCUGGACUUUGGUGGAGCGUCUACUCAGAUUACCUUUGUGACGAAACAGACCGUGGAGAACAAGGACAACCUGAUGAAACUGCGGCUGUAUGGGCGAGACUACCAGAUCUACACUCACAGUUUUCUGUGUUAUGGACGAGAUCAGGUUUUGCUCCGACUGCUGGCACAUCUGAUCACGACUCAGGGUUCAGACACAUCUAUAGUCCACCCCUGUUAUCCUGCAGAUUACAACAGCUCUAUAAAGCUGGGCAGUGUGUUUGAUACUCCAUGUGUUAAAAGACAAACUCCUUAUAAACCUGAUGAUGAGCUGCAAAUAAAAGGCACCGGAAACUACAAUCAGUGUCUUGGAAAUAUUUCUGAACUCUUCUCUUUUAGCAACUGCUGUUAUUCCAGAUGCUCUUUUGAUGGAGUCUUUCAGCCCAACAUUACUGGAAACUUCAUGGCAUUUUCAGCAUUUUUCUACACCCAUUCUUUUCUUCAGGAAGCCACAGGCAUCAAAAUUUGGACUCCAGCUCAUUUAGAGGACGCUGCUCGUGUGAUCUGCAACAUGAGCUUGCAGGAGAUGGGGAGGAAGGUUCAGCAUAAUGAAAGCCGUCUGAAGGACUACUGUGCUGUCUCUGUGUUUAUGCGGGCGCUCCUGGUCAAUGGAUACAGUUUCAACGAUCGCUCCUUCCCACACAUCUCCUUUCAGAAGAAGGCAGAAGACACGUCUGUCGGCUGGUCCCUCGGCUACAUGCUAAGCCAAAGCAACCUGCUGCCUGCUGAAAACGUUGCACUUAGGAAAUCACUGCGCUCAGGAGCCUGGAGUUUUCUCAUCUUCCUCUUUUCCAUCCUCCUUACCUCAGCACUAAUCUUUCUGGUUCGAGCGAUCUGCAAUAAAAACACAGGUGAUGUCGUUUGAUAAUGUGCUAUAUUUGUACUUAUGUACCGUUUAUCAUUAUACACAGUCCUUGGUGAGGAUUCUUCCAUUUACAGUACUCGGAAAACAACAAGGAUGCAUAAAAACAUUUCAUCAAUAACCCAUUUUUUAAGAAGCACAUUUUAUAUGUUUUAUAGUUUUAUAAGAGACAGAAAACAGGUCAUGCUUUUAUUAGUGCUCAUUUUUUUGUUUGAUUCAUCUCACACCUGGUCACUUCAUGCGCUUUCUCUGAUCAGAUAGCUAUGUGAUUUGAAGAAUCCAUUUAUAUUUGCCCACAUAAAUGUAUCUCCGCUAAACGAAUAUAUCCAAUAUUUAAAUCCCACGCAAUAUGCCAGUGUUUCUCAACCACGUUCCUGGAGGACCACCAACACUGCAUGUUUUGAAUGUCUCCUUUGUCCGUCACACCCAUUACCGGUCCUUCAGUCUCUGCUAAUGAGCAGAUUAUCUGAAUCAGGUGUGUUUUUUUAAGGAGACAUGGAAAAUGUGCAGAGCUGCUGGUUCUCCAGAAACGUGGUUGAGAAACAUUGCUAUAUGCAAAUAUAACUAGGUUACCUUGAUUAAAGCAUAAGAUACACUGCAUUUAUAUACAUAC